AUGGCACUUUGGAAAUUUAUCGCUUUGCUGUGUCCAUUUCUUUUUUUCGCCCAAAUUUGUUCAAUGCCAACAAAAUGCAUCAUGCGGCGGGGUCUCGUGAAAACAACUCGCAGUCUACUUGAGAAUAUGGGAGGUCUUUUUCCUCGUGAAUGCUUAAAAGAAAACGUCAAAAUAACCUUCCCGAAAUCUGCACUGCAAUCAAAUGACUCCAAUCAGAACAUUGGUGUAGCAAAGGCAGUGUAUAAAAUCAUGGAACACAUUGACUACCUGUUUGCUAACGAUAGUCAUCCAGAAUCCUGGAACCAGAAGAAAGUGGAGGAUUUCCAAAACAUAGUUUUUCGUUUAACUGACGAGUACCAAUGUAUUAUGGGGAGAAAGCAGCGCGUGGAUGAUUUUCCCACAAGAGAAGAUGCACUGAAAACCUAUUUUGAUAAACUGGCCACUCUCCUCAGAAACAAGGACUACAGUGUCUGCGCGUGGGAGGUGGUUCGAAAGGAGCUCCUGUUUGUUCUUAAAUUCACAUCCAGCGCCCGAUCUCUGGGUUUGGAAGCCCGUUCUGCGGCUGCUUCCUCCCGGGGUGAGGGCUCGACGUUCCGCCUGUCUUCCUCCGAGGAGGUUGACGUGGAGGGCAUCGAAGAGGUUUCGCCCCCUCAAUCGCCCCAGUAUGAGGAGCUAGUGGAGAUGCUUACUCACGCCGUGGCCAAAUUAAAGAUCGAUUGGCCCACCGAGCCACAGCAAAACAAUGUCUUCCUCCAAGGAGGCUGA
Messenger RNA from Sinocyclocheilus rhinocerous, 765 nucleotides. RefSeq names its product interferon alpha-1-like. The transcript has 6 exons. Gene Ontology annotation, molecular function: cytokine receptor binding. The coding region runs from base 1 to 765 and encodes 254 amino acids. The record is from RefSeq and is a predicted model, not a curated record. Gene Ontology annotation, biological process: defense response. Gene Ontology annotation, cellular component: extracellular region. NCBI's taxonomy places the organism in Eukaryota, Metazoa, Chordata, Actinopteri, Cypriniformes, Cyprinidae.